AUGUUUCUCACAGUGAUUGUGCCCAGUCCGAAGAAUCCCAAGCAGAAUAUUGAUGUGUUUCUACAAUCCCUGAUCGCAGAGCUCAACGAUUUAUGGACCGAAGGAAUCCCUGCAUAUGAUAUAUCAAGAAAACAGAACUUUCAGUUACGCGCAGCGUUGAUGUGGACUAUCAGUGACUUCCCUGCAUUGCAUCCGACUGGUGUAGUAGCCAACAUAUGCAAUAAGGCUUUCAAGCACAUAGUUGACCCGAGAGGAUACAGUCAGGCAAAGCUUUCAGAGGAAUACAUUGAACAUUAUUGGAAAGAAUUUGAGAAAGCUUUUCGCAGUCAGUGCAAAGCUAGAUACGGUGAUUACAUUGGUUAUAAGAGAAAGACAAUGAAGAAACCGGCCUACUUCACGGAUGUCCAGUGGACGACAUACAUCGAUGCUUGGAAGCUUCCUGAGAAUAUUAAGGUUUCUGAGAGGUGCUCGAGAAAUCGUAGACAAGGGCGGGAGAAGGCCUUUGGAAAACAUUGUAAUGGUUGUGUUCCAUUUGAAGAGAUAGUUGAAAAAAUGAUAGAGGAAAAUGACGAGAUAAUGCUUCAAUUUAUGGAUGUCUAUGGUAGGACUCACACAUUCAAAAAAAAAGAUUCACAAGGUCUGGUUUCUCAACGCGCCACACAGAUUCGUGAUGAUGUUAGGACAAGGGCAGAAGAAUUAAGAGUCGAAGGGGUAGAGAAUCCGGAUUUAGAUGCCAUCUUCUUGGAGCGUCAUGGGAAGGUGAAGAAGAGAAAACAGAUUCCCGGCGCAGAAAGUGCAACAAAAUUAUACUAG
Messenger RNA from Salvia hispanica, 813 nucleotides. Lineage: Eukaryota; Viridiplantae; Streptophyta; Magnoliopsida; Lamiales; Lamiaceae. The record is from RefSeq and is a predicted model, not a curated record.